AUGUUCGUCGCAACCAAACUCCUAAAAAUCGGCUACAACCAAGCCAAAAAGCGCAAAGCCAACAAAGAUGCUCAAUUCCAACAACCCCACCCAAACUACACCUAUCCAAACCCCUACCCAAUGUCCGCCUACCCACCCGGCGUAGCACCAGGAACAAACACCCAAUAUAUCGCCCAUGAACCACCCGCUCCACCCGCCAGCAAAGGAGCAAAGCUAGUCUCCAUGUUCAUCUCCAUUCUCCGCUUUCUGCAAUUCGUCUUCGGUCUCGCAGUCAUUGGUCUGUAUGGCCAGGAUGUGCGACAUGAUCAUGAAGAUGACGAUACCUAUCAUGCGAAGUGGGUGUUUGCACUUAUAGUGGGAUUCUUGGCGACUAGUACUGCGGGCUUCCAUAUGGUUUUGCCAUUUUUGAUGAAGCGGGUGAACAAUUCCAGCAAUCCGAAGUUCCAUCUGCCGCAGUUUGUGUGGGAGUUUGUUCUUUGUAUUGUUUGGUUGACGGUUUUUGGGAUCUUUGGGAAGAUGUAUAUUGGAGUCUAUCCUAGCAGCAGCAGUAGCAGCAGCAAGCGGGAUUCGGACAGUUCUACUUCUACUUCCAGUUCCACUUCGGGAUUGGGGGAUGCGUCGAAGAUCAAUCGGAUGCGUCAUGCUGCGUGGGUUGAUCUUGUGAACUUGUUGAUGUGGGUGUUUACUGCGUCUUGGGUUUUGGUUCGCUGGCUUAAGAGUCGGCGAGCGAAUGCGGUUCCUGAUGUUGAUGUUGAGAAAGAUAAUCAGAUUUAA
Penicillium odoratum is the source of this 774-nucleotide messenger RNA. Its product is annotated as MARVEL domain-containing protein. Lineage: Eukaryota; Fungi; Ascomycota; Eurotiomycetes; Eurotiales; Aspergillaceae. The record is from RefSeq and is a predicted model, not a curated record. Gene Ontology annotation, cellular component: membrane. The transcript has a single exon. Bases 1 to 774 code for a protein of 257 amino acids.